Microsporum canis CBS 113480 is the source of this 786-nucleotide messenger RNA. Its product is annotated as stcQ. The record is from RefSeq and is a predicted model, not a curated record. The coding region runs from base 1 to 786 and encodes 261 amino acids. The transcript has a single exon. NCBI's taxonomy places the organism in Eukaryota, Fungi, Ascomycota, Eurotiomycetes, Onygenales, Arthrodermataceae.
AUGUCUGUCUAUGCUAUCCUCGGCGCCACAGGGAACUGCGGUACUGCUCUCAUCGAUAACCUUCUCCGCACUGAAGGUGCAAAGAUCAACGCCUACUGCCGCAACAAAGCCAAGCUGAUCCAAAAAGUCCCCGAGGUUGCCAAUAAUAAGCGCAUACAGGUCUACGAAGGGAGCAUCUACGACAUUGAUCUUCUGGCUGAAUGUAUUCGCGGCACUCGUGCCAUCUUCCACGUUGUGACCACAAAUGAUAACGUACCAGGUUGCUGUGUCGGUGUUGACACGGCAAAGACCAUCGUUGCCGCGCUGCAAAAAUUGAAAAUGCAUGGGCAGCUCAGUGUAGCCCCCAAAAUUCUCCUGCUCUCCUCGGGGACAAUCGAUGACAAUCUGAGUCGGCAUAUGCCGUGGUGGUUUAGAUCCAUCCUCCGUACUUCUGCCUCGCAUGUAUAUGAGGACCUACGCCGGGCGGAAGGUUAUCUCCGAGCAAAGGAGGAUCUGGUGUCGACAAUUUUCAUUAAGCCGGGUGGGUUGGCUGUUGAUGCACAACGGGGCCAUGAGUUGAAUCUGGACCAUGACGAGUCGUUUGUCUCGUAUCUAGAUUUAGCAUCAGGGAUGGUUGAGGCGGCUAAUGAUGAUACGGGCCAAUUUGAUAUGAAGAAUGUGAGCGUGGUGAAUAGAAAUGGGUCGGCCAAGUUUCCUUCAGGUACACCAAUCUGUAUCGCGGCUGGCCUGGUGAGGCACUUCUUCCCCUUUCUACAUGCGUAUUUGCCCUCAACUGGGCCUUGCUAG